UACGUACAUUUUUUUAGACAAUUGAUGUUAUGUUAUGUUAGUUACAGUAGUGUCAAUGGUCAGGGAAAGUCAGACGAAACUGAAGCUGACUAUUUUAUUUUUCUAUGGCAAUAUCUCAACAAUUUCGGCAAAUAUUGGUGCAUGCGGUUGGAUCGAGAACGAAUGAAUGAAUGAAUGGUUGACUGUGGCUGGCUGGUUGGCUGACAACAGCCAAAGAAGAGUAUACAAGCAAAGUAAAGUAUGGCAAAAUCUAUACAACACUACGACCUUGCAAUGCCCUUGAAUGACACUGUUGUGUGCGCAAAGCAGAGCAGAGAAGCGCAAAAUAAUACCGAACACAACAACAAUUUACAAUUUAGUGAGCAGAACAGAGGGAGAAUUGAACAGCCAAAACAGAGCCCGAAUACAGAAAGAACAUUGUGCGGCGGCAAAUUCCCAAUACGGGCCACCGUAAAACAUUUGUAUGGCGGGCGGCUACCAGACUCAUACGAACGUGCGGCCAAAAAUAUUCGGUGGUGUAUGACAACAAUUAUUACAAGAACAAUUCGACGAAACAAGCAAAAAUUAAAAUUCGCGAAUUACAUCCUCUGCAAACUGAAAGAGAGGGAGAGAAAACACUUUAAAAAAAUCACAACAAAAAUAUUUUGUGCUGGUCAUCCUAGUGCUAAGGGAAAGUGUGUCACAUACACCGAAAGGACAUCAAAGGUUGUCCAGGUUCUGAGAGAAGAGAAAGAGCACCAUAUCUCAACUCGCCUUCAAAUAGGAGAGCCAUCAUCGUUGCCGCUGUCAUCUGGCAAAGAGCGCGUGUACGCGCAUAAUUUGUUUAAGAAUUAACACAAAAACGCCAGAUCUCGGAGAUGGGUGGUGCGAUUUAAGCCAAAUUUGUGCUCUCUUAUAGUUACCUAAAUACAAAAAUUCGGUAUCCAAAUUUCGG
Molecule: messenger RNA, 934 nt
Organism: Stomoxys calcitrans (stable fly)
Lineage: Eukaryota; Metazoa; Arthropoda; Insecta; Diptera; Muscidae
Exons: 4
Coding region: 241-834 (197 amino acids)
Source: RefSeq, a predicted model, not a curated record